Messenger RNA from Callorhinchus milii (elephant shark), 1590 nucleotides. Its product is annotated as V-type proton ATPase 116 kDa subunit a2-like. Gene Ontology annotation, molecular function: proton-transporting ATPase activity, rotational mechanism; ATPase binding. Gene Ontology annotation, biological process: vacuolar acidification; proton transmembrane transport. NCBI's taxonomy places the organism in Eukaryota, Metazoa, Chordata, Chondrichthyes, Chimaeriformes, Callorhinchidae. The record is from RefSeq and is a predicted model, not a curated record. Gene Ontology annotation, cellular component: vacuolar proton-transporting V-type ATPase complex; proton-transporting V-type ATPase, V0 domain; plasma membrane.
AUGCCUCUCACAGGGCCCGACCAGGAGGAGACCAACAGGAACCAAACCCCGGCUCAGCUGCCCAGCGAGACUCAGUGUUACAGUAUAAUCUCGGGGCUGGUCGGACCCGGUCGGGCUCUGGGUUUGGAGCGUUUGCUGUGGAGAGUUUGUCGUGGACACUUCAUCAUCCAAUUAAGCCCCCACCCCCAGGAGCUGCCAGACCCCCACACAGGCGAGCCCAGCAGUUGGACCGUUUUCCUCAUCUCGUUUUGGGGUGAACAGAUUGGGCAGAAAGUCAGGAAGAUCUGUGAUUGUUUUCACUGUCACCUCUUCCCGUACCCUUUGACCCCAGAUGAGCAAGAGGAAACCCUCCGUGACCUGGAGAUACGAACCCAUGACCUUCAGAUGGUGCUGAGCCAAACAGAGGGUUACCUGGCUCAGGUGUUGGAACGCACAGUGAAGGUGAUACACACCUGGUCCCUCAGGGUCAGGAAGAUGAAAGCGAUUUAUUUGGUUCUGAAUCAGUGCAACUUCGACGUCAGCAAGUGUCUGAUCGCUGAGGUUUGGUGUCCGGUCUCUCAGCUCCACCGACUCCGCCAUGCACUGGAGGAGGGCUCGCGUCGCAGUGGCUCCUCUGUCCCCUCGUUCUAUAACGAGGUGCAGACCCUCCACACUCCGCCCACACUCUGUCGCACAAACAAAUUCACCGCUGGCUUCCAGGGCAUUGUGGACGCGUACGGUGUCGGCAGCUACCAGGAGGUGAACCCUGCCCCUUACACCAUCAUCACAUUCCCCUUCCUGUUUGCGGUGAUGUUUGGGGAUGUGGGACAUGGAGCGCUGAUGUUUUUCUUUGCUCUGUGGAUGGUUCUUGAGGAAAAUGAUCCCAAGGUCAAAUCAGCAGAAAACGAGAUCUGGCAGACCUGUUUUGGGGGUCGGUAUCUGCUGCUGCUGAUGGGAUUGUUUUCGCUUUACACCGGCCUCGUCUACAACGACUGUUUCAGUCAAUCGCUGGCCAUCUUCCCCUCGGCCUGGCAUGUCAGCCGCAUGUGCAGCCACGUCGACAACCAGUCCUGCUGGUUGCUGGUUGGGAACCAGUUGGACCCUAACAUCUCGGGGGUGGUUCAGGGUGUUUACCCGUUUGGUAUCGAUCCGAUCUGGCAUUUGGCCAUAAACAAGCUGAGUUUCCUGAAUUCCUUUAAGAUGAAGAUGUCGGUGAUUCUGGGAGUCGUUCACAUGACAUUUGGGGUCACUCUUGGCUUCUUCAACUACAUACACAGAAAGCAAUUUGCGUUGAUAGUCUUGGUGUUGUUGCCGGAGCUGGUUUUCCUGACCUCGCUGUUCGGGUACCUGCUGUUCCUGGUUGUGUAUAAAUGGCUGCGUUACUCGGCCUGGGAUUCAGGUUGUCCAAGUCUCCUCGUCAACUUCAUCGACAUGUUCUUCUUCAUGUCUCCCAGCUCUGAGCUGUACCAUGGCCAGGCCGUGGUACAGAAAGUGCUAGUGGUUCUAGCUCUGAUCUCUAUUCCCGUUUUGCUGCUCGGGAAACCUCUCCUCCUGUACUGCCAGCACCGAGCACGGACACACAGACAUCGCUUCCUGCAGGAGGUGUACUGA